CAUCUCUCUCAACAUCAUCCAACAUGGCCUCCAACAACAACAGGAAGAAGCACCUCCUCAAGGUUAUCAUCCUUGGUGACUCGGGUGUCGGAAAGACAUCCCUCAUGAACCAGUAUGUCAACAAGCGGUUCUCCAACCAGUACAAGGCCACGAUCGGAGCGGAUUUCUUGACUAGAGAACUGGUCGUGGAUGACCGGGUGGUCACUAUGCAGCUCUGGGACACUGCCGGUCAAGAGCGUUUCCAAUCCCUAGGUGUCGCCUUCUACCGCGGCGCCGACUGCUGUGUCCUCGUCUACGACGUCAACUCGACCAAGUCUUUCGAAGCACUGGACGGCUGGAGAGAUGAAUUCUUGGUGCAGGCCUCUCCGCACGACCCAGAGAACUUUCCGUUCGUCGUCUUGGGUAACAAGAUCGACAUGGAAGAGAGCAAGAGAGUAGUCUCUCAAAAACGUGCCAUGACAUGGUGUCAAGCCAAGGGCAACAUUCCCUAUUUCGAGACUUCCGCCAAGGAGGCUAUCAACGUCGAGCAGGCUUUCCAGACCAUCGCCAAGAACGCGCUUGCCCAGGAAGCGGAGACCGAGUUGUAUGCCGACUAUCCCGACCCCAUCAGGAUUGACUCUGAAAACACUCAAAACUAUGGGUGCAACUGUUAACCUGUCUCCCUGCCUUCUUUCGACUUGAUGCGCUCUCUCGCGGUCCCAUCCCUCACGACAUUCCGGCCUUCCCAGUAUCUCUUUCCGACGACCUUUUGCCCAAACCCUCCCCUCAAUAUCUUUAGACCCUUCCGUCUCGUGUCCUCGCUCUCCUUCCUUCUCAUCCCUUCAACCUUGUCGUGACUCGAUGCGUGACACGAGACUUUUCAAACGAGGACAAUGAGAGAUGGUGGUGUCGACAAGAGGCGAGACGGAAGAUGGAGGGAGUUCAGCUUCUACUUUAGAACGGGCUGUCCAUCCUUUUCUUUUUUUUCUUUUCUCUUCUUGUAAUUGUGUAUCGCUGAAGAGGAACGGCCAUGCAUGCUUUCCACCACGUCUCGCGAGAUGCUAGUCUAUUACCGUUCAGGGGGUU
Cryptococcus amylolentus CBS 6039 is the source of this 1065-nucleotide messenger RNA. RefSeq lists its product as hypothetical. The record is from RefSeq and is a predicted model, not a curated record. Gene Ontology annotation, biological process: regulation of vacuole fusion, non-autophagic. The transcript is spliced from 6 exons. Gene Ontology annotation, molecular function: GTP binding; GTPase activity. The coding region runs from base 24 to 653 and encodes 209 amino acids. NCBI's taxonomy places the organism in Eukaryota, Fungi, Basidiomycota, Tremellomycetes, Tremellales, Cryptococcaceae. Gene Ontology annotation, cellular component: late endosome; fungal-type vacuole membrane; phagocytic vesicle.